This is a messenger RNA of Cuscuta campestris, 2388 nucleotides long. The record is from the annotation of a GenBank genome assembly. Lineage: Eukaryota; Viridiplantae; Streptophyta; Magnoliopsida; Solanales; Convolvulaceae.
AGCCGGCCCACUUAACCGUUAAAAUGCAAAAGCCCAUUACGGACCAGGCCCAAGUACGCAAAUUAUACCCGGCGAUUUCCACAUCAUCCCCCACCUUCGAAAUUCAAAUUCAUUUUCUCGAAUCGAAGCGUUUCCUGCACAAAAUCACUGCGCUCGAAGCUAGUCUGCGGCACAACAUCACUUCGCUCGGAGGAAGAUGAGCAUGCAGAAGAAAAAAGCUUCUUCUUCGUUGAGUAAAAAAGCCAUCACGGAAAUCCCUUUACUACGUGAAGAACAAAGCAUUUUUACUAAAGUAAAUCUGAGGAAAAGGAAAGGGACUGAGAAGGAACCAAUGUUUGGGAGAAAAAUGCAACUGAGAAAGAGAAAGAAAGGGAUACCGGGAGAAAAUGCUGAGCAGGAAAAGAAUCAAGCUCAAGAAGAUCUAAUUUCACAAGAAGAUGAAAUGCCGAGCAUUGAAAAGAUUGACCAAUUAAACGGUGACAAGUUUUUGGUAGCAGAAGUUGAGCUCGAAGGAAACACUGAGCAAAGGACUUCGAGAGAUGAGCUAAACACUGACAAAGAAUUUGGUGAAGAUGAAGUAAACACUGAACAAGAGUGUAGUGAAGAGGAAGAAUCUGCUAGGAAGAAGAAAAGUGCAACAGUGGAAGGAAAAGGUUACUGGCUGGUGGAAAAUUUUGAUACCAGAAGUGUUUCGCUGAAGUUGCCAAGUAAGAAAGAGAUUCACAUUGAUGAGACUUCUAUUCAUAGCACCAUCGGAUUCCCAAUGGGAGGAGAAAGUGUGAUGAAACAGAAUAGAGAGAAAUCUGAAGAAGCAAGAGAAGUGAUGAGAGCUUGGAAGUUACAAUUUCCAGUUCAGAAAGGGACAGUUAGAAUAGCAGAUGUUUUCUAUGUUGACAAUGUCAUUUUCAAAAGCAGAAGAGUUCAAAGGCAGUUCCCCUCUUUCGUUGGGUGGAAUGCAAGACUACUGUGGGAACGAGAAAGGGCUGAAAAAAAGAGCGGAGGAUUUGGUUACGGGUACAUCGAUGUGCCCAAUGUUGAAAAGAUUGAACUGACAAGUCCAAAUCUCAACAAAGAAAGUCAGACAAACCAAAGUGAUGGUGGAAAUCAAGAUGAAUUACAUGUUCAGAAAGAAAAAAUGGAUGUUAUAAAAGCAUUUGCUUCAGCCACAAAGAAUUUGGCAGAAGCAAUAUCGACAUUUGAUGAGAAGCUUCGAGCAGCUGUUCAAGUGUUGCCAGAUGAUGAAGCAAUGAAAAUGCUGAACAUGCAACAGAACCUACACACAGAGAAUGGAGAGUUGAAUGCAGAUGUUAGAGGUGGGGGAGAUGUGGCAGAUGUGGCCAAUGUGAAAAAAGUUCCAAGUGAAAACCGGAUUCUUGACAUGGCAGUGGAGAAAAACAAUAGAGAAGUUGAGCAGAAUAAAAAAGGCAAUCAAGACGAAUGUCCAGAAAGAAUUGCAGAACGACAAAAGGGUAGAAAGAGAGAUGUUGCACUUUCAGCUGCACUAAGGUCGCCAUUCAUGAAUAGAAUUGUAGACAUAAGGUCUACCUUGACAAUUGAAGAGAGAAUGGUGGAAGCGUUCACAUUUUCAGCAGACAGUGAUGAUAAUGUGCUAUACAAGGAAGGUGAUAGAGCAAUCAAGAAAGGGCACUUCCAAAGCUUGAAACUGAACUCAGCAGUUUCUUUUGAAAUCAUAGAUUUGUGGACUGAUAUUCUUAACCACAAAGAGAAGUUCAAAAGCAAUGACUCAUCAGCCAGAGUGUUCUUCCCAACGAAAAUUUGUGAUGUGUUGGAUUACAAUGUUGGAAGUUCAGCAACAACACGAAACAAAAACUUUGUGGAGAGUAUGGAGAAAAUAAGUCCAAUGUCAAUAAACAGGAGAAGUGCCUUUGUAAAGUGGCUUAAGGAAAAAAAAGAUCCAAGAGCAAUGGAAGUACAGAAGCUGAAACCAGAGCGCUUAGAUGUGGGAUUGAAUGUAAUCAAAAGUCGUACAGACUCAGGAGUGUUUGUUAUGAGAUUCAUGGAGACAUAUAAAGGGGAAGCAGAAUGGGAUUGUGGGCUUGAAUCCAUAAAUGAAAAGCUGAUGCAAAAGUUGAGGACAAGAUACUUGAAUGAGAUGCUGACAUUUGAAAAGAAUGAGACGAAGGAGGAAGUGGUGAAGAAAAUCAAAUCUGGACUAAUUGCUCAAAGGGAAAUCAAGAAAGCAGCUAAGGGGAAAUAGGAGGAAAAAGACUAAUGCUGAAACCUGAUGCUGAAGCAUAUGAUGAAGACAACUUUUUUGUGUGUGGUUAUAUUAGUAUUAUGGAUAACUGAAUUUUAAUUUUGAUGAUAACUUAUGUGGUUAUAUUAGUGUUAUGGUUAUAUUGCUGUUAUUAAAACUGAUGUGGUUAG